CGCCAUUUUGAAAAAGUGACGGGAAUUUUCAGUGAUGAUUUUCUAGUUUUAGCAUAAUCAAGACGAGACCUAAAUCAAUAAACUCAAGAAACUUAAAAUGGGAUCCAGAUCACACAAUCCAAUGCUAACGAGCAUGAUUCAGGAUGCCAUCUUGAAACUAUGUACUCAGAAUAUGACUUUUGCAAAGUCCCUUGAAAUAGAUGGCAUUAUAUGUGUAUCACAGGGAGAGCAGCUUCCAGAAAUAGUCGUGAAAAUGCAUAGAACAAUCGUAAAACCACCAGUUAAUCGAGAACAACCAGUAGUUUCGAAUUCCUGGACAUAUGCAGAUAACACCUUUCAAGGAAACAUGUAUCCUCAAGUCAAUACAUUAACUCCACAAACUACUCAAAAGGACUUUACAGAUCAAACCCCCGCCCCAAAUACUUCAUACUCCUCCACUCCGGGUAUAGCAGAGAAUCUCAACAUGACCCCAUCUACAAGUAGACAUGACACACCAGAAACUCAAUUGCUGACUUAUGAACAUACAUUACCAGAGGCAACUCAAGUGACCCCCGGUGGUAAUGUUGCAAAGGAAGUCACAAAUAUAAAAGUUGAGGCUUCUACAAAUAAGAGGCCAAGCAUUACCCAAUAUGCAGUAGAAGAUCCCCCUCCGAAAAAACAACUCAAACAAGAAAUAAAAGAAGAACCCAUUACACUAGAUCUAGAUGAUGAAGAUGAUGUUGGGGGUUAUGAUGAGGGUGGUGGAGUUGAUAUGGGUGAUAGUGAACCUGGUGAAUCCACUGCAGGGAAUAGCUGGAUGCCGGAUGCCGCAGAUCCAGAUUACACGUUAGAUGAUUCACAACUAGAAGGAGAGAAACAAACAGUUGUUGGACCAGUCGUUGAAUAUGACAGGGCAGCUUCUGAUGAAAUAAUGAAAAUAGAAGAGCAAAAGGUACCAGCCACAGGAAAAAAGCCUAAACGGGGAUAUAAUAAGUACACCCCAGAGCAAAAGGCUGAGAUGGGUAAAUAUGCAAGGGAAUUUGGAAGUACGGCUGCAGCUAAACAUUUUUCUAAA
Molecule: messenger RNA, 1054 nt
Organism: Owenia fusiformis
Lineage: Eukaryota; Metazoa; Annelida; Polychaeta; Sabellida; Oweniidae
Source: the annotation of a GenBank genome assembly